Molecule: messenger RNA, 3278 nt
Organism: Parus major (Great Tit)
Lineage: Eukaryota; Metazoa; Chordata; Aves; Passeriformes; Paridae
Gene: IGF2
Product: insulin like growth factor 2
Exons: 4
Coding region: 674-1351 (225 amino acids)
Cellular component (GO): extracellular region
Molecular function (GO): hormone activity; growth factor activity
Source: RefSeq, a predicted model, not a curated record
CGCGUAGCCCCCCUCCCACCCGGGGCCGGCAGAGGGGGUAAAGCCCCCACCCCGGGUAGCAGCACGCAAAGAAAGCGUGCGGCAGAAACUUUCUAUCCCUUCUUCCCUCCCGAGCUGGACUCCGGAGGGUUACGAGGGAGAAGGAGGGAAGAAAGGAAGGGAGGGAGGGAAGAGAGGGGGUUAGACCGCUCUGCAACAUUAUUGGCUGCGUGGCCGGGCUGGUGCUCGCCGGGAGAGCAUGCCCAUUGGGGGGGGUAUAAAAGGUAUAAAAGCCGGAGCGCCUGCUUGUCUCCUCGCUCGUGGGGCAGCAGCCGGGAGCAGCGGGCAGUGAGGCAGCGGCCCCUUCGCCCCGACCAAGCACUCAGUAAACACAAAAGUGAGAGCCACCCAAGGGGCAGCCAAAGCAGGAGAGAAGGAGAAGGGAAGAAAAAAAAAAACAAACAAAAAGGGCGAAAAACAACCCAGAGGAAAAAAAAAAAGGAAAAGGAGAGGAAAGGAAAGCGCUCGCUCGCUUUUUCUCUAGAAUAACAAAAUACCUGAUCGUAACAAAAUAACAUCCUUCAGACAAAAUCCAGCAGGGACUUGACAUACCAAAAGGCAAGGCGAGGAGAACGUGCCAGGGCGCGGGAAAGGCAAGCCAAAGCCGCGAUCGCUGCCAGGGCAGGAGAGCAGCAUGUCAAGCGCCGGGGCACACACGGAUGAGCGCUGCCGGCAGCCCGCCUUCCUCCCCGGCCCGCCGCCGCCGCAAGAAGUUGAGAGUAGCAGCGGCAGUGCCAAGGUGCAGAGGAUGUGCGCGGCGAGGCGGAUGCUGCUGCUGCUCCUGGCUUUCCUGGCCUACGCGCUGGACUCGGCCGCCGCCUACGGCACAGCGGAGACCCUCUGCGGCGGGGAGCUGGUGGACACGCUGCAGUUCGUCUGCGGGGACAGGGGCUUCUACUUCAGUAGACCGGUGGGACGAAAUAACCGGCGGAUCAACCGGGGGAUCGUGGAGGAGUGCUGCUUCCGGAGCUGCGACCUGGCUCUGCUGGAAACGUACUGCGCCAAAUCCGUCAAGUCGGAACGUGACGUCUCUGCCACCUCCCUGGUGGGCGUGCCAGCACUCAACAAGGAGAACUUCCAGAAGCCCUCGCACGGCAAGUACUCCAAGUACGACGUGUGGCAGAAGAAGAGCUCCCAGCGGCGGCAGCGGGACGCGCCCAACAUCCUGCGGGCUCGCCAGUACCGGUGGCAGGCGGAGGGGCUGCAAGCAGCCGAGGAAGCCAAGGCGCUGCACCGUCCCCUCAUCUCCCUGCCCAGCCAGAGGCCCCCAGCGGCGCGAGCCUCCCCAGAAACGGCUGGCCCCCAGAAAUGAACCCUGACCAGCUGUCUCGAUUUUUGAUCUCCUGGGGGAGGGCGGGAGGACUGGCGAUUCCCGACCCCCAAGCCCCUCCGUCCCCGGGGCCGCUGAGCCGAGGAGCGGGGCGGCGGGGCACCCUCACGCCGCUCCGGCCCCAACCAAACAACUGACACAGCAAGGAGGGGAUGGCGGCGGCGGUGGCGAGUAGCACCGCUCCCAUGGCAUCUUCCUUUUGGGGUGGGGGGGAGGGUUGUUUCGUUUCCCACACCUGUUUUGUUCCCCCACACCCCCAGUAUUUCCAAACCUGUACUUGCAAAGGGACAGUUUGGCACUUGAACUUUUUGCUGCCGGGUGCUGCGUGACAUCCCCAGUGCCAACGCCAGAAGACAAAAGAAAGAGCAAGAGGAAAAAAAGGAUAUGAAGUUAAAUUCUUUUUUUAAUCUUUUUUUUCUCGAGAAGCGUCCAUUCCGUGUCUUUCUUGACAAUAAAGUGAAAAAAAAAAACAAACAACAGAACGGGGAGAAACAUUGAGGGAUAAAAUUUUUUUGCCUCAUUCCCACCCCACUUUUUUUCUUCUUCUUUUUUUUUUUUUUUUUCUUAUGGUUUUUCUUAUUUUUAUAACUUUCUUUUGCACCUUUAAAAGAAAAACGUACCUGAGAAGAAGUUCGGAGGAGCCCCCAUCUGCGUUUUUGUGUGUGUGCUUCAUUACAAGAUUCCAAAUCGACUUGCACCUUUUUUGAAAUCACCGAUGACGGGAGAAAGAGAGGAAGAGGAGAGAGAAAGCAAGAAAGAGAGAAGGAAAAGGAAAGGGGAAAGAAGAAAAAAAGAAAAAAAAGUGAGCUGAUGCUCACUUUAAAUGGAGGAGGCGUCUGCAUUGCACAUUUGCCACGGAUUUAGUUGAUUUAUAUAUAUAAUAUAUUAUAUAACUUUUUUGGCAAAAAAGCACUAUUUUUAUGGGACAUUUUGUGUAGUAUCUGAAGAGGGAUUGUAAUGUUUAAAAUGUGUUAUGGUGCUAAAGUAAGUUGGAAGGGAAAAAACCCAGGAAUAGCAAGGGAGGGUGGGGAGGGAAGGACAAGAUAGCGAAUACUGAACUUGAAAUUUUAGCUUUUCGUUUUAGGAAAAGUGUGAUAAAUGUGUUUCUUUUCUCUUCUGAAAUAUAGCUUGGUCAUGACCAUAUGAGCUAGUUGGCUGUUACUCAUGUACACAGAUGCACGCACACACAGAAUACAUCGACACGCAUCCUUUUUUUUGUUAAAAACAAAAACAACACAACCACCGCAACUUAGACUAAAAGGGAACUGUUCUGGAGACAAACUAUUUUGAAUGGUGAAGGUGUUGCCAGUUAGAACUCAACGCCCUGCUUUUGCACGGACCCCCUGGUUUUGGAGACUCCCUGGACUCCCUGCAGCUUGGUUUCCCGAGCCAUGGGGAAUCUUGCUCUUCCCUGUCCUUGCUCGGGUGCCGAUGGUCCGGCCAGCAGGCGGGCAGGCAGCCCUCACCCCAAGCCCCUGCAGAGGCAGCAGUUCCAUGCCCUGCCAUCUCCUUUUCCUUCUCUUGCCCUUUGCGUCCUUCUCGCCGGACCUCGCGUCCCUGCCCCGCGCCCCCUGCCCCCCGCCCCUCGCUGCCCUCCCGGGGGCCCGCCGGAGGAGGGGCUGCACCUGCCCCGGGCUGGGGCUGCUGCACGGGAUGGGGGGAAAGGCGAGCCUCUGGCUCGAGGCUCGGGACUCGGUGAGCAGAUGGGUAUGAGAGGUGGGCAGAGGGCUGUAAAAUAGGUUGGGUUUAAAAUAAUAUAUAUUAUCUGUCUAGGAACCGUAAAAGGGGGGGAAUCAAUUACAUCUCCCUAAUAUACUCUCACUUGCUAAUAAAAUGGGGACACUCUGUUAACCAGUUCUGUACUUGCUUUGUCUUAUAUAUCCAUACAUUUAAAACAUAAAAAAAAAAA